AUGGCGACUUCACCCACGGCACUGCAGUGGCUGAGCCUUGUGGGGGUCAUCUGGCUGCAGCUGGCCAAUGGGGCGAGCUCCAACUUCCCCGACUACUCCUCCAACCUCAAGCAGGUUCUCUCCAUAUCCCAGAUGCAGCUCAACGCCCUCGCCUUCGCUUCGGACUCCGGGAAGCUACUCGCCUGGGUCUCAGGCGUGGCGGUGGUCUACCUUCCUCUGUGGGCGGUGCUCCUCGUCGGCGCGGCUCUUGGGCUGGUGGGGUACGGGGUGCAGUUCCUCCUCGUGGGCGAGGCCCUCGCCUCCGUGUCGUACUGGCAGGUGUUCCUGCUGAGCGCCACGGCGGGUAACGCCGCCUGCUGGAUCAACACAGCCUGCUACGAGGUGUGCCUGAGGAACUUCAGGUCCAAGGCCCGAGUCGCCAUAGGGCUCUCCACAAGCUACUUCGGACUGAGCGCAGUGGCGUACACGGUCCUGGCCGACGCCUUUAUCCAACCGCUCCCCCACCAGAAGGCGAAGGCGUACCUCCUCCUCAAUGCGGUGGUACCGGUUGCGACCACGUUGUUGGUCCUGCCUAUCGCAAGGGUCGUCUUAUCGGAAGACAAGCAGCGGUCUGACGGUGGGUUCAUCUUGGUCUUCGUCAUAGCCAUGGCGAGCGGGGCGUGCGGAGUUUUCGGCAGCUUAUGGUCUAUGUCGACGUGGGUCAUGUUGAGCUUCGGGUGCCUUCUGGCGGCUCUGCUGGUCUUGCCGGCGGCGGCAAAAGUACGGGAGGUGGUGGAGCAGAGACGGCUCCGGAGUGGGGGGGCCAGAGUUCACGACGAGGCCGUGGAAGCGACAACACCGGCGGAGGCAGUGAAGGUGGAGGAGGGGUUGGCGGCUCCAGGAGGAUGGGAGGAGGCCGGAGAGGACAGGCAGGUCGCGGCGAGCGCCAUGGUGAGGACGCCGGAGUUCUGGCUGUACUUCUUCGGUUACUUGUUUGGGGGGACGGUGGGGCUGGUCUACCUUAACAACCUGGGCCAGAUUGUGGAGUCCCGCGGGCACUCCAAAACCUCUGCUGUGGUCUCUCUGGCAUUCGCCUUCGGGUUCUUCGGCCGCUGCAUGGUCUCCCUCGUGGACUUCGUCUGCAUAAGGUAAGGCCUUCGCCGUCCUGCUCCUCAAGCCGCCGCCGCGUCUCCCUUCCCUUCUCUGAGCAUGUCUUCUUCCGACGCUAUGUCCAGGUACGUGUACGAGGUGCCGAGGCCCGCUCUCAUCGCCGCUCUGACGGCGCCCAUGGCCGGAUCCUUCUUCUUGUUACUAAACUCCGGGAACGCGUGCCUCUACGCCGGAAACGUUGUGAUAGGGACCUGCACGGGGGCCAUCACCUCCGCCGCCGCCUCCGCAACCACGGAGCUCUUCGGGACUAAGUUCUUCGGCAUCAACCACAACAUCGUCGUCUCCAACAUCCCCAUAGGAUCGUUCCUCUUCGGCUUCUUAGCGGCCUUCGUGUACCAGAGAGGCGAGAACGGACGGGGGGUUUGCAUGGGAGCCCAGUGCUACGAGAGGACGUUCCUCGUCUGGGGCUGCCUCUGCGCUGUUUCCACACUACUCUUCGUCGUCCUCCACAUCCGAACGCGGAAGACUCGAUCUGUGGUUAGUGCGUGA
Spirodela intermedia is the source of this 1638-nucleotide messenger RNA. Lineage: Eukaryota; Viridiplantae; Streptophyta; Magnoliopsida; Alismatales; Araceae. The record is from the annotation of a GenBank genome assembly.